GCCAGAGCGGCGGACGGUGCUAUCUGGCGAGCCUGAAGGUCGGCUGUACUGGCAGGUCUGGAGGUUCACAGGAGUAGGCCAGCUCCGAUGGCCGCUGGUGCGGCGGUGCUGGCGCCAGCUGACCGGCCGGCCGUCGCUGUGGCGGUGAGCCACCGCUGCCCGCCGCCUCUCGCCACUGCCCCAGGCCGCUGAGCCUCAGAGCGGCGCACCAUACCAGCACUAUCUGGGCCUCAGAGCAGCGCACCACACCAUCGCUGUCUGGGCCUCAGAGCGGCGCACCACACCAUCGCUGUCUGGGCCUCAGAGCGGCGCUCCACACCAGCGCUAUCUGGGCCUCAGAGCGACACACCACACCAUCGUUGUCUGGGCCUCAGAGCGGCGCUCCACACCGGCGCUGUCUGGGCCUAAGAGCGGCGCACCACACCAGCGCUGUCUGGGCCUAAGAGCGGCUCACCACACCAGCGCUGUCUGGGCCUCAGAGCGGCGCACCAAACAAGCGCUGUCUGGGCCUCAGAGCGGUGCACUACACCAGCGCUGUCUGGGCCUCAGAGCGGCGCACCACACCAUCGUUGUCUGGGCCUCAGAGCGGCGCACCAAACAAGCGCUGUCUGGGCCUCAGAGCGGUGCACUACACCAGCGCUGUCUGGGCCUCAGAGCGGCGCACUACACCAGCGCUGUCUGGGCCUCAGAGCGGCGCACCACACCAGCGCUGUCUGAGCGGCGCUCAGACAUGUGGCCAGCCGGUGGAGAGCAGCCGUCCCUGGUCCCAGUCGGCGCCUGCUCGCCUCUUCUGCCGGUCAGCGCUGCACACUCAGUACCAACGAAUCAACGGGAUACUCGAACGCAUGCAAAGCUGAAGUAUCCAGAGACGUGGGCUGAGCCCGUGCGUCCCUGCUGAGCGGAGGCGCAAGCACCAGAGCCGGCCGGGCCGGUCCUCUUCGCUGUAGGUGGACGAUGCCCGAGCGCAGUGACGACUAUCGGGUGGUGGUGUUCGGAGCCGGCGCCGUCGGCAAGUCCUCCCUGGUGCUCCGCUUCGUCAGGGGUACAUUCCAGGACAGCUACGUACCCACCAUCGAGGACACGUACCGCCAGGUGAUCAGCUGUAAUAAGAACAUCUGCACGCUGCAAAUAACCGACACGACCGGAAGCCACCAGUUUCCGGCCAUGCAGCGGCUCUCCAUCUCCAAGGGCCACGCUUUUAUCCUGGUGUACUCCAUAACGUCCCGCCAGAGUUUGGACGAGAUCAGCUCGAUCUUCAACGUCAUCAGCGAAGUGAAGGGGGAUCUGCAAGACAUUCCCAUCGUUCUGGUGGGCAACAAGUGUGACGAGAACGACAAACGGGAGGUGUCGCAAGCUGAGGGAGAGGCACAGGCGAAGGCGUGCCGCUGCGCUUUCCUCGAGACAUCGGCGAAGAACAACGUCAACGUAAGCCAGUUGUUCCAGGAGCUGCUGAGUCUGGACAAGAGUCGGACGAUGACGGUGCACCUGGAUCCGCGGGGUCGCUCUGCCAUGGGAUCCCUGAGGCUUAAGGAGAAGUGUCAGAUGAUGUAGCGCCAGCGCCGCCGCAGUCCGGUCACCUGACCCGCACUGUACAAAGACAGCUCUCUCGGCACCCUCUCUCGACUGUGCUCUGCCACGCUGGGCGGCGUUGAGAGCUGCACUUCUCUGAGCACGGUCAGCCCCCCCCCCCCCCCGACGGGCUGUUGGUGCGCCGGGAAGCUGAAGCGGAGCAGCGUAUCAGCGUCACCAAACCCAUCUCCGCCAGGAUCACUUAUACCACCGUGUCCGCGGCGUCUCAACGUGGAGCAUACAUAUACCGCCCUCUGUAUUCUCACCCGCGGCGCCUCUGCCGCGGUGCGGCCCGUCAGCUGGUCAGCCCGUCCGUCAGCUGUCUUUGGCUCGACCCGUCAGCUGAUCAGCCUGUCCGUCAGCUGUCUUUGGCUCGGCCCGUCAGCUGAUCGGCCUGCCCGUCCGCUGAACAGUCCGUCAACUGAUCAGCCAGUGUCUCCUGGCCGCGGAUGGGUCUAAUGCUGGCGUUAGAGAGCAAAGCAAUAGCUGAGGCGGUGUUCUCAAACACACGAUACUACCACAGCACUUCCAAGCUCAGCAUUGAACCUGCUAGCGAUACUGACUAGCCAGCCAUAACGUCUAUGACAUGAGACGGCUGGGGAAAAUGUACCGCGUAACAGAGCAUAAAGCGGAAGAGGCGAAUGCGUGGGUGGGGGUGGAGGGGAGGGGGCGAGGGCAGCUUGCAGAAGCUAGUCCAGAGCUGGUCUCCAGGGGUGCGCCCAUGGACACGGCAGUGCGUCCCGGCUCUUGUUGGUGCACUGGCGGAGGGAGUAGUCUGUCUCGUCCCGUGUCGUCCACUGUGGUUUCUCAUGCCCAGCGCCGCCGGCUGUGUUAGGACGGUGCCAUGGCGUCGCCGCUGGCGGACGUUUUGCCAGCAGUCAUGCUGAGAUGGCAGCGAAGUGAAUCCGCGAGAUGUCCUCAUCGGUGGUGUGUAUUACACGUGGAUAUAUUCUUCACUCUGCUUGCGAUUCGAUUUGCUUCACUGCAGUCGGGCACAAGACAUUCCGUGCGUGCCAUUAAGCCAGCUCGUACCAUAUGCCUAAACCUCCGACUGGGACGGCUGUUGAAGUCGAUGUGCAAGGUAUUGAGGAGCAUUUCCAUUCUAAGAAUCAGCUGAACAUCGAAGGAAAUAUGCGGAUCAUUUUAAGCUUUCGUUGAAGCUCGCCGCGAACGGGAACGGCCAUGAUGGCAGGUUGUUGACAGUGUGAACUGUUUAUUGAAGGAUACUUUUACCUUGGAAGGUUGUGUGUAGCGAGAAAAUUUGAUGGUGGAAAUUCUGAAGUGUGCUGCCAAAUCAUAGCCGAAUGCGCAAGCAGUGCCACAAGCACGAGACCAAU
Molecule: messenger RNA, 2906 nt
Organism: Pollicipes pollicipes
Lineage: Eukaryota; Metazoa; Arthropoda; Thecostraca; Pollicipedomorpha; Pollicipedidae
Product: GTP-binding protein Di-Ras2
Exons: 6
Coding region: 955-1551 (198 amino acids)
Biological process (GO): signal transduction
Cellular component (GO): membrane
Molecular function (GO): GTP binding; GTPase activity
Source: RefSeq, a predicted model, not a curated record